Caenorhabditis sp. 36 PRJEB53466 is the source of this 627-nucleotide messenger RNA. Lineage: Eukaryota; Metazoa; Nematoda; Chromadorea; Rhabditida; Rhabditidae. The record is from the annotation of a GenBank genome assembly.
AUGAGUGGGAUUCUUCCAACUCCAAUGGAUGUUGAAGAUCCACAGACACCAGACUUUCCAGAUGUGACACAGGACUUUCCAAAUGUGAAACCGGACUUUUCAGAUGUGACACAGCACUUUGAUCCUACAACCAAACUGUGAAUAUGCCCCUCGCAUUCCUGAAACCAGAGUUUCGCCUUCCAAACUUCAAAAUUUUGUAGCAACUUUUCCAUUCGAAAUGCAUUGCCGAUUUUUUUAGAGUAGAUGAGUAGAGGGUUCGACAAUGACAUACUUUCUCUUCAGAAUUUUCGAAACGUAUUUUCCAUUGAUUAAAAAAAUUUUAACUUGUUCAAGGGGGGGGGGAUCCAAAAAUUUUGAAAAAAACAUGAUUCGAAUCCUCAUAAUUUUCUUCAUCUCUCACUUUUUUUUUCAGAUUUCUUUGCUUGGCCCCGAACAAAGUCGACUUUUCGUGCGCAAAGUUUGCGGGUACUGUAUCAGCGCGCAGAGUCGAUGUAAGUUGUUUUCUUAUCUUUUUGUGCUUGAUCGAUUUCCAAGAUGUGCGUGUCACAUUUCCAGAAAAGUGUCAGUUUGCCCAACUGUAGGGAUGCAACACACAUGCAGCAUGCGCAUAAGAACAGGCGAGUUUAG